Microthlaspi erraticum is the source of this 927-nucleotide messenger RNA. NCBI's taxonomy places the organism in Eukaryota, Viridiplantae, Streptophyta, Magnoliopsida, Brassicales, Brassicaceae. The record is from the annotation of a GenBank genome assembly.
AUGGAUGAUGUUCGGUGGCGCAAAGCCAUGGCUGAAGAGAUCAAAGCUCUGGACAGAACAAGACAUGGACUCUUGUUGACUUACCCCAUGGGAAGAAGGCUAUUGGAUAUUGAAGGAAUCGACCAUGAGGAAACUUUCGCUCCAGUUGCAAAAAUGAAUACAGUUCGCUUGUUCUUAAAUGUUGCAGCAGGAAGAAACUGGCUUGUCCACCAGAUGGACUUGCAUAACGCGUUCCUUCACGGAGACCUCGACGAAGAGGUUUACAUGAAAUUGCCUCCAGGUUUCGCUGAUUCUGAUGGCAGCCAGGUUUGUCGCCUAAACAAAUCUCUGUAUGGUCUAAAACAGGCUCCGCGAUGCUGGUUCACCAAGCUUCAGACCGCAUUGAAAGAUUACAGGUUCGAACAGUCUCUCUCUGAUUACUCUUUGUUCACGUUUGCUAACUCUGGUGUGAAUCUAAAUGUUUUAGUCUACGUUGAUGAUAUGAUUAUCUCUGGGAGCUCUCUUGAUGUUAUUACAGCAUUCAAGAGUAAUCUCUCAUCGUGUUUUCAUAUGAAGGAUCUUGGUGAGCUCAAGUAUUUUCUGGGAAUAGAAGUGGCACGUAAUAAAUUGGGAAUUUACAUGAGUCAACGCAAAUAUGCAAUGGACAUUAUUGUCGACACCGGGAUGAUGGGUUCGAAACCAGUUAUAUAUGUGCGACAGCCAAUCUGCUCUCCACAUCGCCAACAAUCCCGUUUUCAUGAAAGGACAAAACACAUCGAGAUUGACUGCCACUUUGUCCGAGAUGAAUGUUUGCUCAAAACUAUCCGACUCACUCAUGUCUCGACUACAGACCAAUUGGCCGACAUCUUCACCAAACCACUUGGUCGUCAAUCCUUUGACUACUUUAAGAUCAAAUUGGGCAUUCAAAACCUGCAUGCUCCAACUUGA